This is a messenger RNA of Chrysochloris asiatica (Cape golden mole), 9437 nucleotides long. It is a transcript of the gene MAP1B, whose product is annotated as microtubule-associated protein 1B. Gene Ontology annotation, cellular component: microtubule; microtubule associated complex; synapse. The transcript is spliced from 7 exons. Lineage: Eukaryota; Metazoa; Chordata; Mammalia; Afrosoricida; Chrysochloridae. The coding region runs from base 242 to 7636 and encodes 2464 amino acids. The record is from RefSeq and is a predicted model, not a curated record. Gene Ontology annotation, biological process: regulation of microtubule depolymerization; dendrite development; axonogenesis. Gene Ontology annotation, molecular function: microtubule binding; actin binding.
CUAGACUCCAUAUAAAAGCAGUGCAGCCUCCCCGCCCUCUUUCACUCACAGCGCCUCUCCGCCUUGCGCUUGACGCGGAGCUUAGAGAGGGCGGAGGGGGAGGCGGCGCGGAGCGCCAGGAGGAGGGGGGACGCAGGGGGCGGAGCGGAGGCAGCACCUUCGGAGAUAAUCCUUUCUCCUGCGGCAUAGGAGAGGAGCGGCCAGACCCGGACACAGCACGGAGGCUUAGUGGUCCGGCAGGAUGGCGACCGUGGUGGUGGAAGCUGCCGAGCCCGAGCCGUCCGGCAGCAUCUCCAACCCAGCAGCAUCCACCUCCCCCAGCCUGUCACACCGCUUCCUCGACAGCAAGUUCUACCUGCUCGUGGUCGUGGGCGAGAUUGUGACCGAGGAACACUUGCGGCGCGCCAUCGGUAACAUAGAGCUCGGAAUCCGAUCAUGGGACACAAACCUGAUUGAAUGCAACUUGGACCAAGAACUGAAACUUUUUGUGUCUCGACACUCUGCAAGAUUCUCUCCUGAAGUCCCAGGACAGAAAAUCCUUCAUCAUAGAAGUGACGUUUUAGAAACAGUGGUCCUGAUCAACCCUUCAGAUGAAGCAGUCAGCACUGAGGUGCGCUUAAUGAUCACGGACGCAGCCCGACACAAGCUGCUCGUGCUGACGGGACAGUGCUUUGAAAAUACUGGCGAGCUCAUUCUCCAGUCCGGCUCUUUCUCCUUCCAGAACUUUAUAGAGAUUUUCACCGAUCAAGAGAUUGGGGAGUUACUGAGCACCACCCACCCUGCCAACAAAGCCAGUUUAACCCUGUUCUGUCCUGAAGAAGGGGACUGGAAGAAUUCCAAUCUUGACAGACACAAUCUCCAGGAUUUCAUCAAUAUUAAACUCAACUCAGCCUCUAUAUUACCAGAAAUGGAAGGACUUUCAGAAUUUACUGAGUAUCUUUCAGAAUCAGUGGAAGUCCCAUCUCCCUUUGACAUUCUGGAACCUCCCACAUCUGGCGGAUUUCUAAAGUUGUCCAAGCCCUGCUGUUACAUCUUUCCAGGCGGGAGAGGCGAUUCUGCGUUGUUUGCAGUGAAUGGGUUCAAUAUGCUCAUCAAUGGAGGAUCGGAAAGAAAGUCUUGCUUCUGGAAGCUCAUCAGACACUUGGACCGAGUGGACUCUAUCCUGCUCACCCACAUUGGGGAUGACAAUUUGCCUGGAAUCAACAGCAUGUUGCAGCGGAAAAUAGCUGAGCUUGAGGAGGAACAGUCCCAAGGCUCCACCACAAAUAGUGACUGGAUGAAAAACCUCAUCUCCCCUGACUUAGGAGUUGUCUUUCUUAAUGUACCUGAAAAUCUGAAAAACCCAGAGCCAAACAUCAAGAUGAAAAGAAGCAUAGAAGAAGCUUGUUUCACUCUUCAGUACCUAAACAAGUUGUCCAUGAAACCAGAAUCUCUGUUUAGAAGUGUUAGCAAUACCGUCGAUCCUGUCAUUCUUUUCCAAAAGAUGGGAGUUGGUAAACUAGAGAUGUAUGUGCUUAAUCCAGUCAAAAGUAGCAAGGAAAUGCAGUAUUUUAUGCAGCAGUGGACUGGCACUAACAAAGACAAGGCUGAACUAAUUCUACCUAAUGGUCAAGAAGUAGAUAUCCCAAUUUCCUAUUUAACUUCAGUCUCAUCUUUGAUUGUGUGGCAUCCAGCAAACCCUGCAGAGAAAAUCAUCCGAGUCCUAUUUCCUGGAAACAGCACCCAAUAUAAUAUCCUAGAAGGACUGGAAAAACUCAAACAUUUAGACUUUCUGAAACAACCACUGGCCACCCAGAAAGAUCUUACUGGUCAAGUAGUCACUCCUGCAGUGAAACAAGUAAAACUGAAACAAAGGGCUGAUAGUCGAGAAAGUCUGAAGCCAGCCACAAAACCACUCACUAGCAAAUCUGUGCGAAAAGAGUCUAAAGAAGAAACCCUUGAUGUCACAAAAGGUAACCACGUGGAAAAGUCACCCAAAGUGGAAAGCAAAGAAAAGGUAAUAGUGAAAAAAGACAAGCCAACCAAAACAGAGACCAAACCUUCAGUGAGUGAAAAGGAGGUGUCCAGCAAAGAUGACCAGUCUUCAUUGAAAACAGAGGUGGCUGAAAAGCAGGCCACAGAUGUCAAACCCAAAGUCACCAAGGAGAAGACCGUGAAAAAGGAAACAAAGCUAAAAUCUGAAGAAAAGAAAGAGGAGAAAGAAAAGCCAAAGAAGGAAGUGGCUAAAAAGGAAGACAAAACACCUAUCAAGAAGGAGGAAAAAACAAAAAAGGAAGAGGUGAAAAAGGAAGUCAAAAAAGAAAUCAAGAAAGAAGAGAAAAAAGAACCCAAGAAAGAGGUUAAGAAAGAAACACCAUUGAGGGAAGCCAAGAAGGAAGUGAAGAAGGAAGAAAAGAAAGAAAUUAAAAAGGAAGAAAAAGAACCCAAAAAAGAAAUCAAGAAGAUCUCUAAGGACUUAAAGAAAUCAUCUACUCCUCUAUCGGAAGCAAAAAAACCAGUUACAUUAAAACCAAAAGUACCCAAGAAGGAAGAGUCUGUGAAGAAAGAUGCUGUUGCUGCAGGAAAGCCAAAGGAAAAAGGGAAAAUUAAAGUCAUUAAGAAGGAAAGCAAAACAACAGAGGCUGCAGCUGCAGCCAUUGGCACGGUGGCCACUGCAGCAGCCGUAUCGGUGGCAGCUGGAAUAGCAGCAACUGGUCCUGCCAAAGAACUUGAAGCUGAGAGGUCCCUGAUGUCAUCCCCUGAAGAUCUAACUAAGGACUUUGAAGAAUUAAAGGCUGAAGAGGUUGAUGUAGCAAAGGACAUCAAGCCUCAGUUGGAGCUAAUAGAAGAUGAAGAGAAACUAAAGGAAACAGAGCCAGUUGAAGCUUAUGUCAUUCAGAAAGAGACAGAAGUCAUCAAAGGUCCUGCUGAGUCUCCCGAUGAGGGAAUCACCACUACUGAGGGGGAAGGGGAAUGUGAGCAAACGCCCGAGGAGCUGGAGCCAGUUGAGAAGCAGGGUGUGGAUGACAUUGAAAAGUUUGAAGAUGAGGGAGCCGGUUUUGAAGAAUCCUCAGAGACUGGAGACUAUGAAGAGAAGGCAGAAACUGAGGAGGCUGAAGAGCCAGAAGAAGAUGGUGAGGAAAGUGUGUGUAUGAGAACCUCAAAGCACAGCCCCAUGGAGGAUGAGGAAAGUGUGAAGGCUGAGGCAGAUGUGCACAUCAAGGAGAAGAGGGAAUCUGUGGCUAGUGGUGAUGACCGAGCAGAAGAAGACAUGGAUGAGGUAAUUGAGAAAGGAGAGACUGAGCAAUCUGAGGAGGAGGGUAAUGAAGAGGACAAAGCAGAGGAUGCCAGAGAGGAAGAUUAUGAGCCUGAAAAAAUUGAAGCUGAAGAUUAUGUGAUGGCUGUGGUUGACAAGGCUGCAGAGGCCGGUGGUGCUGAGGAUCAGUAUGGAUUCCUUGCCACAUCAACCAAGCAACCAGGAGCCCAAUCUCCUGCUCGAGAACCUGCAUCUUCAAUUCAUGAUGAGACUUUACCUGGAGGCUCGGAGAGUGAGGCCACCGCUUCUGAUGAGGAGAACCGAGAAGACCAGCCUGAGGAAUUCACUGCCACCUCAGGCUAUACACAGUCUACCAUUGAGAUCUCUAGCGAGCCCACUCCAAUGGAUGAGAUGUCUACACCUCGUGACGUGAUGAGCGAUGAGACUAACAAUGAAGAGACAGAGUCCCCGUCUCAGGAGUUCAUGAACAUCACCAAAUAUGAGUCCUCACUUUAUGCUCAGGAGUACUCCAAACCGGCUAUCUCACUUAAUGGAUUAUCUGAAGGGUCAAAAACAGACGCCACUGAUGGCAAGGAUUAUAAUGCUUCAGCCUCCACUAUCUCACCACCGUCAUCCAUGGAGGAAGACAAAUUCAGCAAAUCUGCUCUACGUGAUGCUUACUCCGCUGAACAGAAAGACAUGAAAGCCAGUGCCACACUGGAGAUCAGAGAUACCUCAGUGGUUUCAGAAGAAAAACUUAGCUCAUCCAAGAGUCCAUCUCUGAGUCCAUCUCCACCGUCACCCAUAGAAAAGACCCCUCUGGGUGAACGCAGUGUGAACUUCUCUCUGACACCCAAUGAGAUUAAAGUCUCAGCAGAGGCUGCGGUCCCAGUGACUCCUGAGGUGACUCAAGAAGUCGUUGAGGAACACUGUGUUAGUCCCGAGGAUAAGACUCUGGAAGUGGUGUCUCCAUCACAGUCUGCGACUGGCAGUGCCGGUCACACCCCUUACUACCAAUCUCCCACGGAUGAGAAAGCUAGUCACCUCCCCACAGAAGUCAUCGAAAAACCAUCAGCUGUCCCAGUGAGUUUUGAAUUCGAUGAUUCCAAAGAUGACAGCGAAAGGCCUUCUAUAAGCCCCAUGGAUGAACCUGUGCCUGAUUCAGAGUCACCUAUGGAAAAAGUUUUGUCUCCUUUACGCAGUCCUCCUCUAAUUGGAUCCGAGUCUGCAUACGAAAGUUUUCUAAGUGUUGACGACAAGACUCCUGGCAGAUGUACUAAAAGUCCCUUUGAAGGAACAAAUGAAAAACAAAGCUUUCCAGACCAAAUAAGUCCAGUUUCUGAAAUAACCUCCACUGGGCUUUUCCAAGAGAAACAGGAAGAGAAGAGCACAGACUUUAUACCAAUAAAGGAAGACUUAGAAAAAGAAAAGAAGACUGAUGAUGUUGAGGCCAUGAGUGCUCAACCAGGACUGGCCCUGGAUGAAAGAAAGUUAGGGGGAGAUGUCUCUCCCACACAAAUAGAUGUCAGCCAGUUUGGAUCUUUUAAAGAAGACACUAAGAUGUCCAUUUCUGAAGGCACUGUCUCAGACAAGUCAGCUACUCCUGUGGAUGAGGGUGUAGCAGAAGACACAUACUCUCAUAUGGAGGGCGUGGCUUCAGUCUCCACAGCUUCUGUGGCUACAAGCUCAUUCCCAGAGCCAACAACAGAUGAUGUGUCUCCUUCUCUGCAUGCUGAGGUUGGCUCCCCGCAUUCCACAGAAGUUGAUGACUCCCUUUCAGUGUCUGUUGUGCAAACACCUACCACUUUCCAGGAAACAGAAAUGUCUCCAUCUAAAGAAGAAUGCCCAAGACCAAUGUCAAUUUCUCCACCAGAUUUCUCCCCUAAAACAGCCAAAUCCAGGACACCAGUUCAAGAUCACAGAUCAGAACAAUCCUCAAUGUCUAUUGAAUUUGGCCAAGAAUCCCCUGAGCACUCCCUUGCUAUGGACUUUAGUAGACAGUCUCCAGAUCACCCCAGUGCAGGUGCAGGUAUGCUUCACAUCACUGAGAAUGGGCCAACUGAAGUGGACUAUAGUCCUGACUUGCAGGACUCGAGUUUAUCACAUAAGAUACCGCCCAUGGAGGAGCCAUCCUCCACCCAAGAUAACGAUCUUUCUGAGCUGAUCUCAGUAUCUCAGGUAGAGGCCUCCCCAUCCACCUCUUCCGCACAUACCCCUUCUCAGAUAGCUUCUCCUCUCCAAGAAGAUACUCUAUCUGAUGUGGUUCCUCCCAGAGAUAUAUCCUUAUAUGCCUCCCUUACCUCUGAAAAAGUGCAAAGUCUGGAAGGAGAGAAGCUUUCACCAAAAUCUGAUAUCUCUCCUCUGACCCCAAGAGAGUCUUCUCCUUUAUAUUCACCUAGUUUUUCAGAUUCUACCUCUGCAGUCAAAGAGAACACAGCCACUUCCUCAUCUCCACCCAUGGAUACAGCAUCCACAGAGCCCUAUGGCUUCCGUGCCUCAAUGUUAUUUGAUACAAUGCAACACCAUCUAGCCUUGAAUAGAGAUUUGACCACAUCUGGCUUGGAGAAGGACAAUGGAGGGAAGACACCUGGUGAUUUCAGCUAUGCUUAUCAAAAGACAGAGAAAACAGCCAGGUCCUCAGAUGAAGAAGGUUAUACCUAUGAAUCUUAUGAGAAAACCAACCGGACCCCAGAUGUAGGUGGUUAUUACUAUGAAAAGACAGAGAGAACCUCAAAAUCCCCAGGUGACAGUGGCUACUCCUAUGAGACCAUUGAGAAAACCACCAAGACCCCUGAAGAUGGUGGCUAUGCUUAUGAAAUUACAGAGAAGACUACACGGACCCCUGAAGAGGGUGGAUACUCAUAUGAGAUAAGCGAGAAGACUACAAGGACCCCUGAAGUGAGCGGUUACAGCUAUGAAAAGAUCGAGAGGUCCAGAAGGCUCCUGGAUGACAUCAGCAAUGGCUAUGAUGAUUCUGAAGAUGGUGGCCAUACACUUGGGGAUUCCAGCUACUCUUAUGAGACCACUGAGAAAAUUACCAGUUUUCCCGAGUCUGAAACGUACGCCUAUGAGACAUCUACAAAAACCACAAGAACCCCUGAUACUUCCACAUACUGCUAUGAGACUACAGAAAAAAUCACCAGAACCCCCCAGGCAUCUACGUAUUCCUAUGAGACUUCAGACCGAUGUUACACGGCAGAAAAGAAGUCCCCCUCAGAGGCCCGCCAGGAUGUUGAUUUAUGCCUCGUGUCUUCUUGUGAAUACAAGCAUCCCAAGACAGAGCUCUCACCCUCCUUCAUUAAUCCUAAUCCUUUAGAGUGGUUUUCCAGUGAAGAGCCAACUGGAGAGUCUGAGAAGCCCCUCACUCAAUCAGGGGGAGCCCCACCACCUCCAGGAGGCAAGCAACAGGGGCGACAGUGUGAUGAGACACCUCCCACCUCAGUCAGCGAGUCAGCCCCAUCCCAGACAGACUCAGAUGUUCCCCCGGAAACUGAAGAGUGCCCCUCCAUCACAGCUGAUGCAAACAUUGACUCUGAAGAUGAAUCUGAAACCAUCCCCACAGACAAAACCGUCACGUACAAACACAUGGACCCACCUCCAGUCCCUAUGCAAGACCGCAGCCCAUCUCCCCGUCACCCUGACGUGUCCAUGGUGGAUCCAGAGGCCUUGGCCAUUGAGCAGAACCUGGGCAAAGCUCUCAAGAAAGAUCUGAAAGAGAAAACCAAAACCAAAAAACCAGGUACAAAGACCAAGUCAUCUUCACCUGUCAAGAAGAGUGAUGGGAAGUCUAAGACCUCUGCUGCUUCCCCUAAACCAGUGGGCUUGAAAGAGUCCUCAGAGAAGGUGUCCAGAGUGGCUUCUCCUAAGAAGAAAGAAUUGUUGGAAAAGGCAUCAAAAACCACUACCACUCCUGAGGUCAAAGCUGCCCGUGGGGAAGAAAAAGACAAGGAGACCAAGAACGCCACCAACGUUUCCACAUCCAAGUCAGUGAAGACUGCAACUGCAGGACCAGGAACCACCAAGACGGCCAAGUCCUCAGCUGUGCCUCCAGGCCCCCCUGUGUAUUUGGACCUGUGCUAUAUUCCCAACCACAGCAAUAGUAAGAACGUUGAUGUCGAAUUUUUCAAGAGAGUGAGGUCAUCCUACUAUGUGGUGAGUGGAAACGACCCCGCUGCUGAGGAGCCAAGCCGGGCCGUCCUGGACGCCUUGUUGGAAGGGAAAGCUCAGUGGGGCAGCAACAUGCAGGUGACCCUGAUCCCAACUCACGACUCAGAAGUGAUGAGAGAGUGGUACCAGGAGACCCAUGAGAAACAGCAGGACCUCAACAUUAUGGUGUUAGCAAGCAGCAGCACCGUGGUUAUGCAAGAUGAAUCCUUCCCUGCAUGCAAGAUUGAACUGUAAAAACCAAGGCCAGCCACACCACAGGAUUUGAACUUUGUGUCCGGAAAUUCUUCAAUUGGAAAACACCUUUUCUAAACCAUCAACUCGUCUAAUCAAGUCGCGGAACUCUGACCUGCCAAAUGCUAUACUGUGUCACGGUGAUACGAGUCACUAAUAUUUCUCAGUUUUUGCGGAUGGCUAAGGGAAGUAACAGUAUUCCCACAAUAGGGUUCAAAUUACUGCAAAAUUACCUACCCCAGUUCAUCUCUGCUGAACAUUUGGAAACCAUGCACUAGCAAACCCAACUGACUUCUGCUAGAUCAAGGCAUUUGUCUUAGAAAGAGAAUGAGAGCGAGAGAGAGAGAGCAAGAGAGAGCGAGAGAGCGCGCACAAAGAGAGAGAGAACACAGGAGAGAGAGGAACAGAGCGAGAAAGAAAAAGAAUGCAAGAGAAGGGGAUGUAAAGGAAAGAUGGCUGGUGAGAUAUCCAGAGAGAAAAAGAGAGCAGGGUGGGGUAAGGAAGAGAAAAUAACCAAGAAUUCGAUCUGCAUUUUCUCAGGCAAUAUGUAUUCUGUAGUCUACAUAGGGCACAUUUUCAAUCUGUGUCAGUCUGACUGAGUCAUCAAAGGUCUGUCUUUUCUAAAAUAAGUGGGCUGGAAGAGAACAAAACUUGUUAUGAAGGCUUGUGAGGUUUUUACGCCUUAAUUAAGCUCCUUCUAUUGGAGGGCUGCACACAGGCAUAUAGCAUAGCGAGUAUAGACUGAGCAGUAAAGUGGUUUGGGCCCCAUUCGGCACUCUCAGACUUUGUAAACACACAAGUAGGUUGAUCUAAGGCAUGCUCCCAGCAUUUGUCCACUCACUUAGGCCACUCAGUCAAUUAACCUGCAUGUGUCAACACCCAAGUCCAUCCUGAUUAACUGAAGCAAAUACCAAAGCAGUUGGGAGUACAUACGGUAGACAAUUUGCCUUAGAAAGUGACUUGAAUGUACAAAGAUACGCGAUGCACUUAUUUUUUAAUGUGAGACAGCAAGUUUAUAAAACAUCCGUGUAGGAUUAUAGAUACUCGAAGUAAAGGAACAUGUGUGUAUGCGUGGGAGGGUACUAGAAGCUUAUCUGAUGGGUGCAUCAGUUUGAUGCUGAGUCUUGUGGUUUGAACCCAAUCUCAGUGUACCUGUGGCCCCUCAGCCUUUCAUAGCUUCUUUACUACUGCAAGUUCAAGAUUGAAAUGGCUUCUAUGUGCAGAACUGGGAAAACAGUGAAUCUUAAUGGUGGAAGAUAUCUUCAGUAAGUGUACAGUAUUUACCUUCCUUUGUCUUACAUGUACUUUUUUUUUUUUUUAAUUUUCCAUUAAUUUCAAUGUAAUGGAAAAAUGUACAGAAGAAUUUUUUUUUUAGCUAUGUGAGAACUUUUCAUAGAUGAACUUUUUAACAUGUUUUCAUUUACAGGAAAAUACAAAGAAAAUUUUCAAGUGACAGUCUUUUUUUUUUUUUUUUUUUUAGUUUUUUGUUAGGCAAAAAAAAAAAAAAAAGAAUGUUUUCUGAAGUUCUGGUAAGGUUGAAGUCUGAUAUUGCAGUAAUAAUAUUUAUGAAAACCCAUAACGACCAUGAUACCUCCACCCCUUGAAUCCCAUAACCUAGAAAUCUGAGUAUAUACUAUUUGAGAGUGGGGGAGAAUGGCAAAGUAGGCUACUCGUCAGUCAGGGCCUUCACAACACAUCAUCCUAGACUCUUCUUUCCAGAUGUUCAACCAUGAGGCUAAAGAGCCAAGCCACGGUCAAAGAACCCUAGCACAUAUUUGCUUUAGGGUUUUCCUUUCUGGAAAAA